This is a messenger RNA of Megalobrama amblycephala (Wuchang bream), 5315 nucleotides long. RefSeq names its product potassium channel, subfamily K, member 3a (gene kcnk3a). Gene Ontology annotation, molecular function: open rectifier potassium channel activity; potassium ion leak channel activity. Bases 155 to 1318 code for a protein of 387 amino acids. NCBI's taxonomy places the organism in Eukaryota, Metazoa, Chordata, Actinopteri, Cypriniformes, Xenocyprididae. The transcript is spliced from 2 exons. Gene Ontology annotation, cellular component: membrane. The record is from RefSeq and is a predicted model, not a curated record. Gene Ontology annotation, biological process: stabilization of membrane potential; potassium ion transmembrane transport.
UGAAACAAGGCUGAGAUCUGUUGACUCAACAGGCACAUGUGCACCCGUGGUGCUGAAGGAACAGCUCAGUGAGCCCCGUCGCAAUGAAACAGCCCGGUGCUUCCUCAUCAUCGUCAGUCCUCAAAGUUUGUGGCUCAUUUCAUUCGCUCUGACCAUGAAGAGACAAAACAUCAGGACCCUCGUGUUAAUCAUCUGCACUUUCACUUAUUUGCUCGUCGGAGCGGCUGUUUUUGACGCUUUAGAGUCCAAGAUGGAGAUCACCCAAAAGAAGAUCUUGGACGAUCGAAAGCGAGAGCUCAUGGACAAGUACAACUUGAGCAAAGUCAAUUUUGACGAGCUGGAGCGGGUCGUGCUGCAGCUGAAGCCGCAUAAGGCUGGAGUCCAGUGGAGGUUCGCUGGCUCCUUUUAUUUCGCCAUCACGGUUAUCACCACUAUAGGAUAUGGUCAUGCGGCUCCCAGCACAGAUGGUGGGAAGGUGUUCUGCAUGUUCUACGCUCUCCUGGGGAUCCCCCUCACGCUGGUGAUGUUCCAAAGUCUGGGUGAACGCAUCAACACCUUCGUCAAGUACCUGCUGCACCGUCUCAAAAAGUGUCUUGGCCUUCGGCACACCGAGGUCUCCAUGGCCAACAUGGUGUGCAUUGGCUUAAUAUCCUGCAUGAGCACGCUGUGUGUAGGAGCAGCAGCCUUCUCCCGCUAUGAGGACUGGAGCUUCUUUCAUGCGUACUAUUAUUGUUUCAUAACGCUCACCACCAUUGGUUUUGGGGACUACGUGGCCCUGCAGAAGGAUAAUGCGUUACAAAACAACCCCCAGUACGUAGCGUUUAGCUUCAUGUACAUCCUCACAGGCCUCACGGUCAUCGGCGCCUUCCUGAACCUGGUGGUUCUGCGUUUCAUGACUAUGAAUGCCGAGGACGAACGUCGUGACGCCGAACAGCGUACGUUGCUGUCCCGCAGCAGACAGACUGGCGGCGCCGGAACCAUGUCCGACCCGCCGUCCUCAUCUGGUGCGGCCCAUGGAGGAGGGUCCGGGAAAGGGUUGUGUAACGUCUACGCCGAAGUGCUGCAUUUCCAGUCCAUGUGCUCUUGUCUCUGGUACAAAAGCCAGGAGAAGAUGCGCUACUCAAUUCCCAUGAUUAUAUCUCACGAUCUGUCCACUUCGGACACAUACAUGGAGCACAGCGAGACCUCCGACGCCCUCCACUCUAACGGCUGCGUGUGCAGUGCCUUGCAGGAGCACUCCGCCACCAGUUCAGUGUACACGGGCCUGCUCAGCCCAGCACAUUACCAUAGACUCUCCAAACGCCGCAGCUCCAUCUAGAGGGCUGGAGGAUGUAUUGCAUGUGAUUCUCUUUCGCCUUACAAAACCAACCACUGUUAUACUUGGGGUUGAAAAACCGCUGCUUCUAAGCUGCUCGGAUCCUCUGUCAGUCGAAUAUAUGUAAUGUAGUGAUAGGCGGGGGAGGGCGGCCUGUCAGCAGGUGCUGCUUGAGGACCAGAGACAUAGAAGCGUGCAAUAAAAACAGGGUAAAGGCCUGUAUUUUUUGAAGUACACUUUGAGGUUCUUGAGAAAAGGCAAAACAUAAACUCCUAGCUCUUCAUUGAGCUCAAUGGUAAAUGGAAACAAAUGCUGGUCUUUCAAAACCAACAGGUCCCAAAGUGUCAGGAUUUUGAUUUGAAUAGACAGUUCUUGUGAUGCAGCCAUUUCGACAGUGAAUAUUAUCUUUGCAGGAGUUAUGAAAUAAUCAUACUAAUUAAAAUAAAAAUAAAAUAUAUACUUAAAAAAAAACAAUCAUUUUAAAUGAGAACUUGGCUAAUAAUGAGCAUAGACCUUAGUCAGGUUGGCACAAUAUUUAAUUUCUGACAGGAAUAGAGUGCUGCAGUGAUGGCAUGUUUGUAGGCCAACCCAGAAGUAAUAGGAUUUUUCCAUUGUCUUUUGGAUUAUUGCAGAAAAUAAGCUCUGUGACCAACAGUUCACAAUUCUUAAACGUUUGGUUCAUCAAGAUAACCUUCACAAAUGAACUCAGCUUUUUUGAAGUGUAAAUUCAAUCGUUAGAAGUAAAAUCUAAAUGUAGGCUAUAAUUGUACUACACCACAGUGGCAUGGCUUCAACAUCACCAACACAAAGCUUCCGACAACUCUUUCAGUCUCUCUUUAAAAAAUAUUUUACCUGAAAGUUUGAGUUAGAAUAGUUUGCAAUUACAAAACACAAUGAGUAGAUUUGCUUAUCUGUUUGGCGCAAUGAUAUUCAGUGCCCCCGACAACCUCUGUAGUCCCAUUUAGCCACUUUUUAGCAGAAGUAAAAGCUUUAAAAAAUGGUAUUACUCAAGUAAAUUAUGUCGUAGAAUUAAACGUGGAAAUAUAUUGUGCUUAUGUUCACCACAGACGUUAUUUCAGCAAAAACCCAUUGACUUCAAGAUGAUGUUACUAGAAGUGCUAAAAUGCUAACUUGUUUCCGAGAUUUAGCCUACAAAAAUGAGUCAUCUCUGCAGGACUCUAUGAAAACAAGGCUGUGAGGGAUAGAAGUACAGUGCGUUCAAUGGAUUGUAUUGUUGUUUACUGAAGAAAUGUCUUUCCAGAAGAAGAAAAAAAACCUCUCAGUUUGAAAAAUAGUUUGAAAGUUGUGAGAUAAGAGAAUAUGGCAUGACCUUUAUACAGUGCAUGACAUUGUAAAGGCCCGUUCACACCAAGAUCGAUAACUAUGUUAGCGUCCACAACAACGGACGAUAUUGUGCUGUUUAUUCUGCAGUUUUGUCAUCUGCUGCUUUGAAUGUUUGAGCUCUUUAAAGCAGGAUGGGUUCUGAUUGGCUGUCAAUGAUUUUAGCGUUCAUCAGCUGGGGAAAAAAAUCGUUUUGAAAGUGAUUCCAACGAUAUUGUUUCUCUGCGCCAUUAUCUUUAUAGUUGUGGUAUGAACUCUGCUAUUCUUUUAUAUUUAGAAUGAUUUUUAGAAUUAUAUUUUUAUUGUUAUAGUUAUCGUCUUUGGUGUGAACAGGCCUUAAUUAAAGACUGAAAGUUUAUCUCUCACUGCCUCCCUCUCUUCGUAAAAAUUCAAUAUGGCGUCUAACCUGACUAAGGUCUAUUCGCCUUUGUUUUCUUCCACACUCAAACUCACAUUCACAAUGAAUUGUACUGUUCAUCUAUCCAUGUGUUCUCUUUUUUCCUUUUUUAUAUCUGCUAUUAUUUUAAUGUAUCAACACGUUUAACGUGUCACCACAUUUGUCUGAAUAAUUAUUUGUUCGCAUUAUUGUAGCUAUUGUAACAUCUAUUUUUUUAAAUGUACUGGAUUAUAUAAUUACAUAGGAACAUAUUGUACUUGCAGUUGCACUUUAGAUGAAAUCUAUUAGUUCAGGUUUGUAUAGUCAGGAAUGCACAGAUUAUCUCUUAACAUGAAAUCCGAAUGGACCCUAUUUACUUACUUAAAACACAUUCCUGGUUCUAUUGUGCACAAUUCAACACGUUAUUCCAAAGAAGAAGAAAAAAUGUUUGUUUUUGCUGUAAUCUUUGAUUCAAAUUUAUUAACUUGGUCUGCUUCUGAAACAAUUUUUAAAAACCAAUCCAAGUCAAUUAUUAAAAAACGAAACCAAGCCGUGUGCCCAACAGCAGAACAGCCAUUUAGGCCUCGUUUUGGGCUACUGUUGUUGAUAAUGUCUUUAUAAAAUCUUUCAAUUUCUUAAUGCAGUUAAUUUGCUGACUAAAAUAAGCGCAAUAAAGGUUACGUCAGUAAUAUCAAAUAAUGAAUUGUUUGAACUUGACCUUCAGCCCCAGGCAUUUUAUAGCGUUCUGCUAUUGAAUGACCACUUUUACAAUCAAACCAAUUUUAGCGAAUCUUGGAAAAAUGUCACAUUAUGGAAGUAAUGGGUUGCAAACUGUUUCGUGUUGACUGUAACUGAAAAGCAAUAGUGUUUUUAAUAUAUUUUUGUUAAUACACAAUUUGUAACCUUGUAUAACUACAUCAGGUGUGAAGGUGUUGAUAUUUUAAGACUGACUAAAAUUGAUAUUGUUAGCAUCAAGUUUAAAUGCAAUUUUGUGUAUUUACAUACGUAAAACCGUAUAUUAGGAGGCACAAAUGGCAUUAAACUGCACUUUUAAAAUCCAAAAUACUAAAUGUAACAUCACUAGUUUUUAGAAACUGGAUAUUUAAUUGCAUUAAACUCUUAAGUGGAAACUUCAGUGCUUUGUACUAUUCUAACAUUGUAUGCUUUUGCAAUUUUAGAGCAAAUAAUCAAUAGGUCACAACUUUCUCUUUAAUAACCUUGAACUGUCAUCUCUGUUUUCUAAUCCAAACUCAUGUCCAGUUCAGGAUGUGAUUAAAAUUAAGAUUUAAAAAUACAAAGCGGAAUAAAAUGUGCAUAUAUAUCACAUGGGCCUGUCAUUUCUUCAUUUAUCUUACUUAGAAAUGUGCUUGUUGUUGCUACUUUUAGCACAUAGGAAAUAUAAUCGAAGCAAUAUGUCAUAAGAACGUGUUUAUUGUAUUAAUGUCUUAGUCUCACAUAGUUAUUUACCUACUAUAAUAUCAAUAAGCCAUAUUUUGGUGCUUGUCACGUCACGUUAAAUAAGAAAGAGUUUGACAUUGUUUGCUGGGUGCCUUAGAUCGCUAUUAAUGUUUGUUCCAUAAUGUACAAAUUGCACAUCGCAUGAUAGAAUUGAGUGUUAUACCCCCUCAAAAAUGGAAAAUUCUGCCUUGAUCCUGUUUGUUCUUUCUUACAUUGUAAAUCAAAGAGCACCUGCUAAUGUUACUCUACCUCAGAGGGUUGAGUCAGUGUGGGUUUUUCCCGUCUUCUUCAUCUCCCUUUUUCCUGCAAAGGGGAAAAAAUAGCUGCCUCUUUUCAGCAAAGUUGUCAGUUCCAAUCAUCUUCAUCCAAGCCUCUCUCUCUAUUUGGGAAUAAAGCUGCAUAAUAUGUCCACCUAGGGGCAAAGAAAGUAUUUGGCAAGUGGUUGGGCGGAGAGCACAAAUUAAAGCUGAGAAGUGUGUGUUUGUAUCCAUGUUGAGACAUUUCAGUUAAAUAAUCAUUCUUCCACAACUUUAUCCAUUGCUAUGUUUCUGCAGUUGAAGGAAAAGAGAAGACAUUUAGAUUUUCAGAAUAUAGAAAGAAGUGAAUUUGCUUCAUUGUAAAGAGUUGAAAGAAUCUUAUUAUUGGCCUUCUAUUCUCAAAAUAUUUCUUGCUGAAUUGAUUGUGUUUAAACAUUCAUUUGAAGUGGGCCUGUUAAAUGCUAUUCUUAAGGGAUGUAUUUUUAAAUUACCAUAAUUAUUGUAUUUUGCUAUCAUAAUAAACUGAUGUCCCAGCCGUCUGUUCAAUAAAUACAUGAUGUUAACUAUG